CGCCGACACAGGCAGUCUUCCGGUAGCGUGAUCUGUGUGCGGAGCGUAAGGGGACACACACUUACUACCAGCACCGAGACGGAGCUGACGCCCCUGCGACGAAAAUGACAACGUGUGAGGAUCCCUCUGGCUUCAAGCAGGAUGAUGAGUUUCUGGACAUCCUGGAGGAGAGGAGGAGGAGCAGUGACCUAGGCCAUGCCCUCCGAACCUUUACCCCCUCCCCUUACAGGGGAGCCCCUCUUUCCGCGGGCGCCCUCAACAGGAUGGUUCUGGAGUCACAGUACCUACGAUACGUCACCAAGGAGGUACAGUGUGUCUGGGUGGCCAUGGAGACUGGUGAGAGUGUGGAUCUGGUGAGAGAGGAGGCGUCAGGGAUACUGGAUGAGAUGUCUCAGAACCUCCAGCUGGGAUUCAUCAGACUGCUGGGGUUCACCCUCAGUAAAGUAUUCAAGAGGCUCUUCAGCCACAUCAACAUCAACCAGGAAGGACUCAAUAGGCUCCAACAGGCCAUUCAGGAGUUUCCAGUGAUCCUGAUGCCCAAUCACAGGAGUUAUGUGGACUUCCUGGUUCUGUCCUACAUCCUGUUCACCUUUGACCUGCCCAUCCCCGUUAUAGCUGCUGGAAUCCCUCUGAUGGACAUGAAGAUGGUGGGAGAGAUCCUGCGUCGUUCUGGAGCGUUCUUCAUUAGGAGGGCCAUCGGGUCUGACAAGCUGUACUGGGCUGUCCUAUCUGAGUAUGUCAAAACCAUUGUCAGGACAGGGUAUGCUCCUGUAGAGUUCUAUGUGGAGGGUCUGAGGAGCAGGACUCUCAAGUCCCUCACACCCAAGUUAGGUAUGAUGCACAUGGUCCUGGAGCCGUUCUUUAAAGGGGAGGUGUAUGACAUCACGCUGGUCCCCAUCAGUAUCAGCUAUGACAGGGUCCUGGAGGAGUCUCUACUGGCACAUGAACUACUGGGGGUCCCCAAGCCCAGAGAGACCACCAUGGGCCUACUAAAGGCUAGGAGGGUACUGGAGGAGGACUAUGGCAGUAUGCAUGUAUACUUCGGCAUGCCUCUGUCAGUCAGACAGCUGACGAAGGGGAGGGUGGACCGCUGUGAAUACAACCUCCUACCCAGAGACCUUCCCCAGAGGCCCAGUGUUGAGACCCAGGAGUGUGUGAGCUGGCUCGCCCAGCAGGUGAUUCGUGUCCAGGAACAGAGCUCCAUCCUCAGCCCCUGGUCUCUCAUGGCCUGCCUGGUGCUCCAGGACCAUCAGAACACAGACCCAGGCACACGGCUGACAGGAGAGGAACAGGAGAAGGGUAUCUCCUGGGAGCUGCUCACCCAGAGGACACUGUGGCUCAAGGGACUGGCGAUCAGCUUCGGAGCCCGCCUGGACUGGCCUGGUAGGUGUACAGCCAUUGGUUGGUUGAUUCUUCCGCGGACAGACAGAUAUGAAAACCAGGUAAUGGCGUCCAGCAUGGCUUUGCAUCGCUCUGUGAUUCGCUGUCACCACGGCCGUGUCACACUGCUGGAGGAGGAGGGGCCUGUGGGGGCUGCGCCUUUCACAACAGAGGAGGGUGUGGUCAGGCGGGCGCGGGCGGUGCUUAUGGUUGCGGCCUAUAGGAACCAGGCGCUGCAUGUUUUCAUACGUCCGGCCAUGUUGGCUCUGGCCAUACACACAACACGCAGCUCACAGAGAGAGGACAUCUAUAGCUACUUCAGGUUCCUCUUGGACCUCUUCUCCAACGACUUCAUCUUCAUCACUGGCAGAUCCUCACAGGACUUUGAGGAGGCAUGUUCGUUACUCAGGAAAUGUGGAGCAGUCCAGACCAGUCAACAGGAAGUGACAUCACCAGAGGAGGGUCAGAGGACUACCUCCUUCCUGCGAGCCCUGCUACAGCCCUUCAUAGACGCCUACCAGGUGGUGUUCAGUCACCUGUGUUUGGAGGAUGUUGAGGUGUUCACAGAGAGACAGAUGGUUCCUGCCGUCCGCAGCCUGGUCACCAAGCUCCUCUUAUCGGGCGAGCUGACGUCUUGUGAUGCCCUGUCAUCUGAUACCCAGAAGAAUGUCCUGUCGGCUCUCCUGAGACUGGGCGCUGUGACCAGGCUGAGAACAGCUGAUAGUGAAUUCAGAGCCAACAAACCAGCCAUCAGUAGAUUAGCAGAUACUCUGGCGGGUAGACUGCCGGUACAGACCGCCCCUAACCCCAGGCUCUAACCCUGGAGGACUGCAGACCAGACAGACACAGACUGGACCAAACAUGUCUCUUCACUUCCUGUCUCCAACCCAACUCUGUGGCUGUAUUCAUACAGCGUCUUAGAGCCGAAGCGCUGAGUCCUCUUGUGCUCAACAUCCAGAUGCUGACUGACCUGAACUUUCACACGAUAAUCAACUGAACUGUAAAGCUGUGUCCACUAUAGCUGUUCUAAUUAUAGAGCUGGCCUUAGAGUGCUACCGAUCCAUUACGUGUGAGCUGCUGUCAGGAUCUAGUAGAAUCAGUGAAGUUAAUUAUUUUUUAGACUCCAGACACUUCCGCUGGAGGCCACUAGAUGGCAGUGUAACCACUGAGUCAAUACACACGGUCUGAGUGGGUGAUUUCAAUGUAAUUCAUCAUACCAAUCAAUAAAUAUAAUAUAUGCAAAGACUUAUCAGAUAUCAACAUGUGAAUUGUAAUGUUUUUUACAUUUGAUUUCCACUUUGUUCUUUUUUUGAAGAAAAUAAAAUGAAUGUCACCUUA
Messenger RNA from Oncorhynchus gorbuscha (pink salmon), 2718 nucleotides. It is a transcript of the gene gnpat2, whose product is annotated as glyceronephosphate O-acyltransferase 2. Gene Ontology annotation, biological process: ether lipid biosynthetic process. Gene Ontology annotation, molecular function: glycerone-phosphate O-acyltransferase activity. The transcript has 17 exons. Gene Ontology annotation, cellular component: mitochondrial membrane; peroxisomal membrane. The record is from RefSeq and is a predicted model, not a curated record. The coding region runs from base 105 to 2198 and encodes 697 amino acids. NCBI's taxonomy places the organism in Eukaryota, Metazoa, Chordata, Actinopteri, Salmoniformes, Salmonidae.